AUGUCUGAUUCGGUAGCCGCGCUGAGAAAGGGCGUUGGCGAUGAUCUCCGUGAUCUCGCAGAGCAGCAUUACAAACAUGAGUCCGUGUUCCUCCCCGUGCCCCAACCCCCAGUAUACACAUCCCCAUCCCCAUCCCCAGCUUCCAUUCUCGAACAAGAAGACCGCGACAGGCUGCAGAGCGCAGCGGGCAAGGUCUCUCGCUAUGCCAGCAUCGGCUCCCUCCUCGGUCUGGGCCUGGGAGUCGCUCUCGCGUUCCGUAUCCGCAAGAACCGGCUCGCCUAUUUCACUGCUUUUAGAGCCAUAGAGAGACCGGAAGCCGUGGUCUUUCCGGGCGGAAGGACCGAGAAAAUCCCAGAUAUCACUCCGCUCCUCAAGCCAACCACCCCGGGCGAUAUCGUCACGUACACCUUCUUCUCCAUCGCGGGUAUCUUCCUGGGCGGGGAGACGGGUUUGCUGGUCGGUUCGGCGGCGGCGUCGAGGACCAUCACCAGCGAUCCCGCGUCGAGGAGGAGGAUCGAGACGGCGUUUCGGAAGUUCAAGGCGGAUGCUUUAAGGAGGCAGGCGGAUGAGUUGGAUGGCGGGGAGGGGAGCUUGUUUAGUUGA
This is a messenger RNA of Endocarpon pusillum Z07020, 603 nucleotides long. RefSeq lists its product as uncharacterized. Lineage: Eukaryota; Fungi; Ascomycota; Eurotiomycetes; Verrucariales; Verrucariaceae. Bases 1 to 603 code for a protein of 200 amino acids. The record is from RefSeq and is a predicted model, not a curated record. The transcript has 3 exons.